Molecule: messenger RNA, 546 nt
Organism: Microdochium trichocladiopsis
Lineage: Eukaryota; Fungi; Ascomycota; Sordariomycetes; Xylariales; Microdochiaceae
Product: ADP-ribosylation factor family-domain-containing protein
Exons: 5
Coding region: 1-546 (181 amino acids)
Biological process (GO): protein folding
Cellular component (GO): cytoplasm; microtubule cytoskeleton
Molecular function (GO): GTPase activity; GTP binding
Source: RefSeq, a predicted model, not a curated record
AUGUUGUCCAUCCUGCGCAAAGCGAGGCUGAAGGACAAGGAGAUGAGGAUAUUGAUGUUGGGACUGGACAACGCCGGAAAGACGACGAUUGUCAAGAAGAUCAUGAACGAGGAUGUCAACACCGUCAGCCCCACGUUGGGGUUCAUCAUCAAGACUAUUGACUUUGAGGGAUACAAGUUGAACAUAUGGGACGUCGGAGGCCAGAAGACACUGCGGUCGUACUGGCGCAACUACUUUGAGAAAACGGACGCCCUGAUAUGGGUCGUCGACGUGACGGACAGGCUGAGGAUAGACGACUGCCGGGAGGAGCUUCACGGGCUGCUGCAGGAGGAGCGACUCGCCGGCGCGAGCUUGCUGGUGUUUGCAAACAAGUCGGACGUGUCUGGGUGCAUGGACGAGGCGGAGGUUAUGGCAGGCUUGCAGCUUGCGAGCAUCAAGACGCACCAGUGGAAGAUCCUGCGGUGCAGCGCGAUGACGGGCGAGAACCUGCGCGAGGGGCUGGCCUGGGUGGUCGAGGAUGCCAAGGCUCGCCUGUUCCUAUAUUGA